Peromyscus californicus insignis is the source of this 652-nucleotide messenger RNA. RefSeq names its product short transmembrane mitochondrial protein 1 (gene Stmp1). NCBI's taxonomy places the organism in Eukaryota, Metazoa, Chordata, Mammalia, Rodentia, Cricetidae. The record is from RefSeq and is a predicted model, not a curated record. The coding region runs from base 109 to 252 and encodes 47 amino acids. The transcript has 3 exons.
UAAACCGGAACCUGACGGCGGGUUCCGCCCUCGCGCUGGGGAGGAGUCCCGGAGCAGCGCUGGAGCCGAAGCCGCGCUCACACCCUCCUCGCCCUCCCCACCGACAUCAUGCUCCAGUUCCUGCUUGGAUUUACUUUGGGCAACGUGGUUGGAAUGUAUCUGGCCCAGAACUAUGACAUGCCAAACAUGUCAAAAAAACUUGAAGAGAUUAAAAAGGACCUGGAAGCCAAGAAGAAACCGCCUAGUUCCUGACGCUGCCAGGCACUGUACUCCGGACCCACCAGCUCCCUCUGGAGGGACCUGCCUCCUUCAUAGCCGCAUCCCAAAGCUGUGUUCCUCUUCAGCCUCAGACCCUGCCAACAUGGGGCCAGAAGUCGGGUUUCCUUGCGUUUUCAGCAGCUUCUCUUCCUCCUGUAACUUCCGUCCAGCUGCAUCCGAGUCCUAAGACUGGAAUUAUGGUGCUAGGUUAGCAAACACAUUCUUUCUUAGUGCUCGUUCACCUGUCCUCUGGGAGUUCUACCACCCACUGUCAAGAGAAAAACGAAUGAGUUUGGAUAGCUGAUUUCACUCUCUAGCAGUCAAACAGGAGCUUGUUAGACGUUUGUUACUAAAAUUUGUUGUCAAAGUAAUUAAAAUCAGUACCUUCAAGCCA